AUGUGGACUACCUGGGCAGAAAACGGCCCAAAAGGGUGCCGUUAUAAUGCAAGUAGCUCUGGGUGGUUUGAUGCUAAUAUAUUCACAGAUUGGCUUGAAUGCCAGAUGAUACCUAGACUUAAAAAGAUCGAAGGAAAAAAAGUUCUACUGUGUGACAACUUAUCCUCUCACAUAACAAUACAUUCUCUCGAUCUGUGUCGCAAAAACGAAAUACACUUAAUUUGUCUUCCACCCAACAGUACCCAUCUGACACAGCCACUUGACGUGGCAUUUUUUCGACCCUUAAAAAUUGCAUGGCGUCAAGUUUUAUCAGAUUGGAAAAACAGUGAAGAAGGUGUUCGAAAUACAAAUAUCCAGAAACAAUUCUUUCCUCCAUUGUUAUUAAAGCUGAUGGAAAUUAUUACGCCAUAUGCUGAGGCUAACUUAAAAGCUGGCUUCCGAAAGUGCGGUAUAUUUCCCUUGAAUAUCGAAGAAGUCCUAAGCCGUAUCCCUAGGAGUACUUGCAAUCCGGAUGUAGUUCAAUCAGCGUUUCUAGAAUCUCUUGAAGCGAAACGGACAGCGAUAACCAACACUACAACCAAGCGUAGAAAAAAGAUAAACGUUCCUGCUGGAAAAAGCGUUAGCGCCGAUGAAUCCAUAAUUACUGAAGAGACCUCGUUAGACGAGCUUACUGCUUCUUUUUCCAGACAGGAUGAAGAUGUAGUAUUUGAUGACAACUCUUCGGACGAUGUCAACUUUGAAGAGUUGGACAAAGAUCAACAGAUAGAAAAGGAAUUUAUGAGUUUUAUAGAAGGUCAAAAAAAUGAAUUUCAUUUUGCGAACGUGAUCCGAGAAGUGGGUCGUUUCGUAGUAUUCUCCUAUAUGGGACAAUUAUUCCCAGGGGAAAUUGUAGCUUUUGAUGACGAAAAAGUUACUAUAAACGCGAUGGAAAAGUCCCUUAAGAUGUGGAAAUGGCCUUCAAGACGCGACGAACUAACGUACCCUUGGUCUGACGUUCUAGGCGGCAUUGCUACACCCAAGAAAAUUUCCAAAAGAGGAACCUUCUCUGUUCCUGAGUUAACACCACUUUUUGAUCUAUGUUAA
Acanthoscelides obtectus is the source of this 1083-nucleotide messenger RNA. Lineage: Eukaryota; Metazoa; Arthropoda; Insecta; Coleoptera; Chrysomelidae. The record is from the annotation of a GenBank genome assembly.